Messenger RNA from Oncorhynchus keta (chum salmon), 3737 nucleotides. Its product is annotated as P2Y purinoceptor 1-like. The record is from RefSeq and is a predicted model, not a curated record. Lineage: Eukaryota; Metazoa; Chordata; Actinopteri; Salmoniformes; Salmonidae. The transcript is spliced from 2 exons. The coding region runs from base 373 to 1467 and encodes 364 amino acids. Gene Ontology annotation, molecular function: G protein-coupled ATP receptor activity; G protein-coupled ADP receptor activity; A1 adenosine receptor binding. Gene Ontology annotation, biological process: platelet activation; relaxation of muscle; phospholipase C-activating G protein-coupled receptor signaling pathway. Gene Ontology annotation, cellular component: plasma membrane.
GGAAGGAACGAGCGCGUUUGAGGAGCUUCUUUUUUUUUCUUUUUUUUGCAGUCGCCCCUCCCCUCAGCGAGCGUUUUAUCCUAUCUGGUUGCGGUCCUACUUUCUAAUUCCUGCACUCUCUCGCAGUUUUACAUUGUGCCCAGUGCCCAACGGAAUGGUGGACUUUUACCGUAAGAGCGAACGGAACCAUACGGAAUGUGAGAGCUGAAGAGCUUUGUUGGAGACGUCGAACAGGGACACCUGACGUGACAGUCUCAAGCGCCCUGCGUUCUCUUGCGUAUGUAGCCUAUGUUUGAAACCUGUUCUACCGCAAAAGGCUGUGGGAAUGUGGGAUAUAAGUCAACGUAAAAGAGCCCAUGUUUCCCUGACAACAUGACGACAGAUCUGAGCCUGACGUCCCUCCUGAAUGUGUCUGAUCUCCACAACGUGACGCGGGGAGGAUGUUCCUUGACCAGGACAGGCUUCCAGUUCUACUAUCUACCUACCGUGUACAUCCUGGUGUUCGUCACCGGCCUGGUGGGGAACAGUCUGGCCAUCUGGAUGUUUGUCUGCCACAUGAGACCCUGGAGCAGCAUCUCCGUGUACAUGUUUAACCUGGCUCUGGCCGACUUCUGCUACGUCCUCUCCUUGCCCUUCCUCAUCUUCUACUACUUUAAUAAGACCGACUGGAUAUUCGGGGACGUUCUCUGCCGACUGCAGAGGUUUAUAUUCCACGUCAAUCUGUACGGCAGCAUCCUGUUCCUGACCUGUAUCAGUGUCCACAGGUACACAGGAGUGGUCCACCCGCUCAAGUCUCUGGGAAGGCUCAAGAAGAAGAACGCCGUGCUCACCAGCGCCCUGGUCUGGGUCGUGGUCAUAGCGAGUAUCUCUCCCAUCCUCUACUACUCUAGGACGGGGCAGAAACGGAACGCCACCACGUGUUACGACACGACCACGGAGGAUGAGCUGCCGGGUUACUUCAUCUACAGCAUGUGUUUGACCGUGUUCGGCUUCUGCAUCCCCUUCCUUCUCAUCCUGGGUUGCUAUGGGAUGAUCGUCAAGGCGCUGAUCUGUAACGACAUGAACAACGGCCCGUUGCGGCGUAAGUCCAUCCACCUGGUGAUUAUCGUGCUGGCCGUGUUCGCUGUGUCCUACCUGCCCUUUCACGUGAUGAAGAACCUGAACAUGCGAGCCAGGCUGUACUUCCAGGUCCCGGACAUGUGUGCCUUCAAUAACUGCGUGUACGCCACUUACCAGGUGACGCGGGGGCUGGCCAGCCUCAACAGCUGUGUGGACCCGGUCCUCUACUUCCUGGCUGGGGACACGUUCAGGAGGAAGUUGUCCAGAGCUACUAAAAAACAAUGCAAGAAGGGGGAGCUCCCACUGCAGUCCAAGAGUGAAGAGACGGCGCUCAACAGCCUGCCGGAGUAUGUCAAGAACGGGGAUGGGCAGCUUGAGAGAAGGUCAAAGUCCGGGUGGUCUCUCUGAACCUCUAUACUAUGUCAAGAACGGGGAUGGGCAGCUUGAGAGAGGGUCAAAGUCCGGGUGGUCUCUCUGAACCUCUAUAGGGAUUUUUUUGCUGUGAAUUGGUGCUGUGGAUCUUGCAAACUGUGUGUGGACUGUGUGUGCACUGUGUGUGGACUGUGUGUGGACUGUGUGUGCACUGUGUGUGGACUGUGUGUGGACUGUGUGUGCACUGUGGAUAGAAUGAUCUGGGUGGGAAUAGGACAAAGCUGAUGGCAAUGGGGUGGUGUCUCUGUAAUGUCAUCACUACUGUAGGUAGGUACUGUAUAUACUGAAGGUCAACUAGAUGCUCAUCCAUCCAUAACCAAACGGAAGGAGAGGUAUAAUAGAGCUCCUGUAAACAACAGUCUCUUGUUCCUCUAUCCAACCAACGCUGACGUUUUGUAAUGGAGAGAGGGCUGUGCUAGCCACCCAGUGGAUGCAUCAUAAUCCCUGCCGACUAGAAGUUGGACUGUAAAAUGGGUAGGUGAGACACCAGGGACGACUGAGAUCCAUUACCUAGAGUUUGGACCUCAUGACUGCUCUGUGGAGGUAAACCAACAGCGACUAUAAUGCACUCUGCAUGUUUUAAUUCUCAGAGACAUCUACAAAUUAAAUUAACCCCAAAGCUGACUGCUAUUCCCUUCUCACUUGUUCUCUCUCCUCAUGGUUUUGCCUCUGGAUCCAAAUUUAAACGUUUUUUUUUUUUUUUUUCAGUUGUGAUCCAAAUAUUUGCAUCGCUAAAAAUAAUUUCCAAAAUACAAUCUGGAAAACUAUUUUUAAUGCUAUAUUGAUUGUGUAAAAUGUAGCAAAUACUGUCUAUGACAAGGGAAACAACGUUCCCGCCUCGUUCAUUGUAUAUAAUGAAAGAUUUUCCCAGAUUCUUGAUGAAGAACUUGAGACUCACUGGCUUGAGACCACAGAAUUAUCCAAAAUUGUGCUGCUAAUAGAUUUAUAUUGUGAUUUGAAGAAAACAAUUUCAGAGAUGAAAUUAUAUAUAAAAUAAAAAAAAGUAAUUCAUCAUAAUUUCUAUAAACUUUUUACCUGGUUGGAGUCAUUUUUAAAUUCAGACUGGAGUAUUUAAAAAAAUAUAUAUUUUAAAAUAUAUAUAAAAAUAUAUAUGUAUGAAAAAUUACUCCAGUUUGAAGCAUUAUAAUAUGUUUCAUCAUGACCCACUCAAAAAAACAUCACACCAUCCAAAUUUGGGUCACGAUUCACCAGUUGAGAAUCGCUGUUCUAUGGCGUUACUCUGUGUGACAGCUACUUAGCUACAUUAACACCUGUGGUUUCUUUAUGUGGUUGUUCUGUUUCAGUACUGUCACUGUAUCUCUAUGGCGUGACCUGCGUCUGUCCUUGGUCUAUUUAUUCUACGUUAAUAUGAAGGGUCUAUAUACUAGUCUCAUGUGAAUAGGACACAGUACAGUAAUAUGCUGUAAUAUAUUUAAUGUGUUUAGUGGGAUUACUGUACAGUACAUGGUGUCAAGCCCAGUUAUGUCUUUCUUUUUUUUCUUUUUUUAAACAAGACUCAUCCAGACUGUUAAGUUAUGAACCCAGUGUUAUUAUCGGGAGGCAACUUACUUACCAGUGACAAACCACGGCAGCCAUCUUCUGUGAAGUUUUGUAAUUGUUUUAUAUGCAUGCAGAGAAGAUGGCAGGUGACCGUAAGAAUUAGAAUGAGUAGGACAGACAUUCAUGGAAGCAACGGUACCCGGUGUGUGUGUGUGUGUGUGCAAAACGAGCGUCAGCUAUAUCAAGUGUCAUUUUGGCGUUGUUAAAUCAAAUUGGAUGAUGAUCACCUGUCCAGUGUUCUGUACACACACACUAAUAAUGUAAAACAUUUGUCUUUAAGCCACCGUUCUUAGUAGUUCGGGGGAAAAUAGCUACUAGAACUCUGUAACUAUGUACAAUAUGUUAUUCUAGUUCUCCAUCGUCUUCCUAGUGGAGCCAUUUUUCUGACUGUUCCUGAACUGGGCAUCAACUCUAGCAGCUCCGCAGAUGUUUAUAGUAGACAGUAGUAUUGUAUGUAGAACGACUGAUAAUUGCAUGAAAUGCAUAAGUUAUACCCCCGCCCAAACCCAUAUUAUCGGGAGAUAUGUAGACCUGAUGAGGAAGUGAAUAUGAUCAUAUAUGCCUUCUAUAGAGAUCUGUGAGAUCUGCACAUUUGCUGCUCAGGUCAGGGGUUCUCAUGUUGUACAGCAUUUUGGGGGGUCAGUUAUGAAUGUGUGAAUAAAUGUUUUAUAUAAAAACUUGUAAAA